AUGGAACCACUUAUAUCUACUUAUAUGCCAAUAAUAAAGGAAUAUUUUGAAUAUGUAAAUAAGAAAGAUUCAGGUUAUAAGAAUAAAUGUUGCAUUUAUAAUAAAUACUGGAUAAAAGAAAAAACUGAAUAUAUCAAAAAUGUAAAUGCUACAAAUAUAUUUAAUUCUUUCAAUAAUUAUAUUAAUACUCCUAUUGCUAUUCCAAAUGUAGAAGGAUGUAAAUUAGAUAUAAGGGAAGAUGAUGAUAACAAGUAUGAAAAAAUAGGAAAACUGUAUAAUAUAUAUUAUAAUUAUAGGACUAAACUACUUCUCAUAGAAAUGAAUGAACCUAAAACAGCAACAUAUCAUAAUAAAAAAAGUUUAUUUUAUAUAUAUAAUGAACUCAAUAAAACGGAUUUAUCACCAAGGAUAAUGAUUUGUUUGCAAAAUUAUAUAAAAUAA
Plasmodium gonderi is the source of this 441-nucleotide messenger RNA. RefSeq lists its product as hypothetical. The transcript has a single exon. The record is from RefSeq and is a predicted model, not a curated record. Bases 1 to 441 code for a protein of 146 amino acids. NCBI's taxonomy places the organism in Eukaryota, Apicomplexa, Aconoidasida, Haemosporida, Plasmodiidae.